This is a messenger RNA of Enterobius vermicularis (human pinworm), 522 nucleotides long. Lineage: Eukaryota; Metazoa; Nematoda; Chromadorea; Rhabditida; Oxyuridae. The record is from the annotation of a GenBank genome assembly.
AUGGACCUGUGCCCACGAGACUAUGGUCGCAUGUAUUACUCAUCGCCGUUCGAACAUAUGAUGGUUCGAGCAUUCAAUGAGGCGAUGAGGAAUUUUGAUCGUUCGCUUCAUGCCGUCAGUCCGUACUGGUUGAAUCAGCCAGCUUUGCACGAAUGCAACAUUGGCAAUGCGGUUGGAAAGGUUGUUAAUGAUUCGGAAAAGUUCCUAGUUGAAGUUGAUGUUACUCAGUUCCAUCCUGAAGAGUUGUCAGUGAAUUUACGUGACAAGGAAAUAGUAGUUGAGGGACAUCAUGAAGAGCGUGGCGAUGAGUCUGGAAAGAUUGAACGUCAUUUUACUCGCAAAUAUGCCCUUCCGGACGACGUUAACCAGGAAUCUGUCACAUCACAUCUUUCUGACAAAGGUGUACUCUCAAUUUGUGCCAAGAAAAUGGCAACUGUGAAGAACACACGCACAAUCCCAAUUCAGGCAGCUCCCCCCGAAAAGCAUCAGGCUGUGGAACAAAAGAAACCGGCAGAACAGUAA